GUUCAAUCACAUAUUCGGGUUCUCAGAUACCGACAGUUAUGGAAAUUUUUUAGGUUAGGUCAACGAUCUUUAAUAGUAUCUCGUCAAUGGAUUUACGGGGAACUUCGUUCUUAAAUUAUUAAGUUUUAACAUCUAGUAUUGCUUUAAUCUUAGGUAAUACAAAAAGUACAAAAAAAUACAAACGUAAAAAAAUUCAUUUACUUUUUAAACAAAUCUUUAUACAAAUCUAUUGUCUACAAACCUAACCUGUCUAUUACCUUUUUCCAAUGAUGAGCUGACAUAAAAUUCUUAGUGUGGAAUUGAUAACAACGAACGAGAAGAUAAAAUGACUCACAAUGAUCCUGUAAUAACAGUUCCCUGGGAAUUGUUAAUGAAAGAAUUGGACAAUAUACCUGUUGAAAUAAAACUGCACUUAACAUCCAUAAUCAAUGUGCUACGAACAUCUGACAAACAAUUAACUUCAGAAAAAUGGAUAAGCGCUUCAGUAACAAGAGUGGAAGCUUGUUUAGAUCGUACAUGGGAGGUAUUGAAUUCAGGCUGCUGGAAAGAUGUGCCAAUAGAAUACAGAUACUGUUAUUCUCUAUGUGUUAUUAUAAAGGCUGUAUUAUUAGAACUUCAGUGCGAAAUAAAUGCUGAAAGUCAUGCUGAUAAAGAGAAGAAAAAGACAGUAUUAAAGAAUAUUAUUAAUCAAAUUGAUAGAGGCAUUCUGUUAGGCGCACCUCUUCCCAGUAUGCCAAAUUUAUUGACAAAUGUUGCCACGAAGUUAAACAACUGUUGUGCUGAAAAAUCUGAUGCCAUAAAUAUAGGAGAUAUUUCAAUUAAUCAUGAGGAGACCAAUUAUUUAAUUUCUAAUCGCCCGGAUAGACAUUUUGAACAACCUUCGAUGCAAACAUUUUACAAUAAAAUUUUUAUGCCAAAGUUACCGGCUGUAUUAACAGGGUGUUUGAAUCACUGGAAAGCACUAACAUUAUGGAAAAAUCCUAACUAUUUGAAUAAAAUCGCAGGAUCUCGGACAGUACCAAUUGAAAUUGGAUCCCGUUAUACUGAAGAAGAUUGGACACAGCAUCUUAUUAAUUUUUCUGAAUUUUUACAAAAACACGUUAUUGCAAAUAAUAGCGAAGUUGGUUAUUUAGCACAACAUCAAUUAUUUGAACAGAUACCAGAAUUGAAAGAAGAUUUUGAAGUGCCAGAGUAUUGCUGCUUUUCGGAUAAUGAGGAGAAUGAUGCGGAUUUGUCAGAAGUUGAUAUAAAUGCCUGGUUUGGGCCGGCUAAUACAGUGUCGCCUUUGCACUUUGAUCCAAAAAAUAAUCUACUUUCUCAGGUAUUCGGCUACAAAAGAAUUAUUUUAUAUUCUCCAGCCGAGACAAAUAAUUUGUAUCCUUAUGAUACUAAGUUACUUAACAAUACUGCCCAAGUAGAUCCUGUAAGGCCAGAUUACGAAAAGUGGCCAAAUUUUCGUCAGGCCAGUGGUAUGACGUUUUACUUAAAGCCCGGAGAAAUGUUAUAUAUUCCACCAAAAUGGUGGCAUCAUGUAACCGCCCUUACUCCGAGUUUUUCGAUCAGUUUCUGGUGGGAUUAAUGUUUAUUUUAUGUAAAUAUGUAACAAUUUAUUAACAUAUAAAUUAGAUUUUUUAUUAUCAAUUAUUUAUUCCUUAUUACAACAUAUAUAAUAUUGUGAUGAAAAUAAUAUAUAGAUACAGUGACUUCAUAUAUACGUAGUCAAAAUAUGAACACAUUUUUUUAUUACAAAUACAAUAUAGACAAUUGAAAAAUAUUUAAAAAUAUUUAUACAAUUCUAAAUAAAAAAGACGUCAAUAAUUUAAGAUUAUGUAAGAAAAUCUAUCUUUCUAUACAAAUAAUUCAUUUUUCUUUACUUACAUAAAAAUAAAAAUUUACGUAAUGCACAUA
Molecule: messenger RNA, 1908 nt
Organism: Wasmannia auropunctata (little fire ant)
Lineage: Eukaryota; Metazoa; Arthropoda; Insecta; Hymenoptera; Formicidae
Gene: JMJD5
Product: lysine-specific demethylase 8
Exons: 9
Coding region: 326-1579 (417 amino acids)
Cellular component (GO): nucleus
Molecular function (GO): histone H3K36 demethylase activity
Source: RefSeq, a predicted model, not a curated record